Messenger RNA from Cuculus canorus (common cuckoo), 3132 nucleotides. RefSeq names its product neuronal pentraxin receptor (gene NPTXR). The coding region runs from base 191 to 1618 and encodes 475 amino acids. The record is from RefSeq and is a predicted model, not a curated record. NCBI's taxonomy places the organism in Eukaryota, Metazoa, Chordata, Aves, Cuculiformes, Cuculidae. The transcript has 5 exons.
GCGCGGCGCGGCCAAGCGGGGCCGGUGCUGCCGCCGGUCCCGUCCUUCCCCUCCGGCUCCCUCCGCUCUGUCCUCCCGUCCAUCCCUCCAUCUCUCCUUCCCCCCCGCUCUGUUUUCUCGCCGUCCGCGGGCUCGGGCCCCCCACGCCGCUGCCACCCUGAAGUUUCUGGCGGUGCUGCUGGCGGCGGGCAUGCUGGCUUUCCUCGGGGCCAUCAUCUGCAUCAUCGCCAGCGUCCACCCGACCGGCACCGGCCCCGCCGCGCCCGCCGCCGACAAUGACUCCGCCGCCGCCGCCCUCCUGCCCGCGGGCGACAAGGGGCUGGGGGCGCUGCACGGCCCCGCCGAGGCUUUGGCCAGCGCGGGGCCUCGCCUGCCGGGGGGGCCGCCGCUCUUUAGCCGCUUCGUGUGCACCCCGCUGAGCGCCGAGUGCCCCGACAGCGGCCCCGGCCCCGAGGAGCUGCUGGCGCUGCGCAGCGCGGCCGCUCAGCUGCGCCGCACGGCGCUGGAGCAGAAGGAGAGGAUCCGCAUGGACCAGGAGACCAUCCGCGAGCUCACCGGGAAGCUCAGCCGCUGCGAAGGGGGCCUGAGGAGCAACCCACCCGCCCCCCCCGCUGCCGCCGCCGCCGCCGGGCUCCGCGCCGCCCCGCGCCCCGGCACCAUGGGGCACCCGCCCGCAGAGCCGCCCGCCGUGCGGGAGCUGGAGGAGGCCGUGAGAGCCCUGCAGGACCGCAUCGACCGCAUCGAGCAGGAGCUGCCCACCCGCACCAAUGGCUCGGUGCCUACUGCUCCAGCUCUUGCCCGUGAUGCCCUCCACACCAAGAUGGAGCAGCUGGAGGAGCAGCUCCUCUCCAAGAUCCUGACCCUGCAGAAGGAACGCCAGGCUGCAAACACUGACCGCAGCCAGCAGCAGCACAACAUCGAGAAGGAGUUGAACGCCCUCCAGAACCGAGUGAAGGAGCUGGAACAUGGACCACCAAGCUACAGCCCUCCUGACGCCUUCAAGGUGACCAUCCCAGUGCAGAACAACUAUAUGUAUGCCCGCAUGAAGAAGAGCCUGCCAGAGCUCUAUGCCUUCACCAUCUGCAUGUGGCUGAAGUCCAAGGCCCAGGCAGGGCUUGGUACCCCUUUCUCCUACUCUGUCCCAAGCCAAGCCAAUGAGAUCGUGCUGCUGGAGUGGGGUACCAACCCCCUGGAACUGCUCAUCAAUGACAAGGUUGCCCAGCUGCCACUGAGCCUGAAAGACAAGGCCUGGCACCACGUCUGUGUGGCAUGGACCACCCGGGAUGGCAAGUGGUCAGCGUAUCAGGAUGGUGAGCAGCGGGGCGCUGGCGAGAACUUGGCCUCCUGGCACUCCAUCAAGCCCCAGGGCAUCAUCAUCCUAGGCCAGGAGCAGGACACGCUGGGUGGCCGCUUUGACGCCACACAGGCCUUCGUGGGGGAGCUGGCACAGUUCAGUGUGUGGGACCACAUGCUGGCACCGGCGGAGAUCCUGGGCUUGGCCAACUGCACCUCCCACCUCCAAGGCAAUGUGAUCCAGUGGGACGACCAGGCAGUGGAGGUUUUUGGGGGUGCCAGCAAGGCAGGCUUUGCUGCCUGCGAGGAAGGGAGGAAAGCAUGAGAAGCCCCUCACCCCCUCCCCAGUGCCAAGGAGCCUGGUGGCAGCCCUGAAGCAGGGAGCCCCUCUCUCUCCUCCCCAGCCAACAAGCCUCACCGUCAUGCUGGGGCAAUGCUCAAGCCCCUCUGUGCCGGUGUUCCGGGAGGGAGGCAGGGACCCCAGCAGCCUCCCUUUUGCCCCUGUGCCAGUGGUGUGGCUUGUCCCCCCUCCAGGCAUGUCUACCACUGGGUUUGCCUUCUCCCAUUUGUGUUUCAAGAGGACUCUGCCGUACCUGCAGGUGUCUCCAGUACAGCGAGAGUUCCUUCCUUGUCAGCCCCAUCAGGGAAUGGGGAAGGAGACCACCAUCUGCCUCAAGUGCAGUCUGGCCUCAGUGGGAUGCCAGCUUGUGGGCAUCCUCUGAGCACAUGUCCUUUCCUUAUUUAUUUCUAGUGCUCUGCUAUCUUUUUUUGUGAGCCUGUGCUCCAAAUGAGCCCAAAGGCUUGGCCAGGAGUAUCUUCACCUCCAGCCCCAUCCUCUCUUCUCCUGCCAUGCUGGUUUUAAAGCAUGGCCCUGGGGAGGCUGAGGGAGGAUGGUGAAGGUUUGGUGGGGCGGCGCUGCCUCCCUGCAUCCCUUUCCCUGUCUUUGCUGCCUGUUUGGGCAGCCUGAGGGGAGUCAGGCUUUCGAGGCAUAGGGAAGCAGAGCUGGACCCUCCAGCUGGGGGGCAUCAGUCAGCCACCGAGGGACCACGGGGAAAGGGGAAAAGCAUCUCCCUCUGCCUUUGAUCAAGGGGGAGCGAGUGCAGCACCACUGUCAAAGGGAGGAAAAGCAAGAAAAAACGAGCUGGAGGAUGGUGGUGGCCAGAGGAGCCCUGCCGUUCUGUCCCCUAGUCUUCUGGGCACUGGAUUCAGUGGCUGCCCUUGCCUCCACCUGGGUUCCCUACUUUGAGCUGCUCCUGGCCAGGGACAGGGCUGCCACUAGCCUUGGAAUUCGGAGGGGCAAAAGGGUGGGCUGGUAUUUUCCCUGUGGAGUGCCUGAGAAUACGCUGUUUCCACACUGCGUGGUCACCAACAUCUCGAUAUGUGGGAGUGUGUGUGUGUGUGUGUCCCCGUGUGUGUGUCUGGGGGGUGGGAGGGUUAUUUCAGGGGUCUCAUGGUUGCUCAAUGCAGUGUCCAGCUUCUAGUGCUCCCUCCAACCCCAAGUCCCACUUUGCGCUUUCGGCGAUGGCUGCCUCCCAGCCCUGAGGAGGUGAAGAGGGCGGAAGGGACAGCCCUGCCACCCAGCAUCACCCUCCCGCAGGGCCCCCGCCGGUGGUGGGGCAGCUCAGCCUGCCGGGGGGGACACAGCAGGGAUAGGGCACAGCCCUCGUGCCAAGUGGGAAACACUGUGACCUUCGUGCACCCUGCCAAGCUGCCUCCUCUUCCUCGCUCGCUCACGCGCUUUCUCUAAUGCACAGUUGUGAAAGGGACCCCUGAUGCGCGCCUGUGUGGGGACGUUUCUUUUGUAAAGCUGAUCGUGGACAAUAAACGUGAUGUUUUCUG